Molecule: messenger RNA, 858 nt
Organism: Aspergillus glaucus CBS 516.65
Lineage: Eukaryota; Fungi; Ascomycota; Eurotiomycetes; Eurotiales; Aspergillaceae
Product: Vps55 family protein
Exons: 3
Coding region: 201-587 (128 amino acids)
Biological process (GO): late endosome to vacuole transport via multivesicular body sorting pathway
Cellular component (GO): endosome; Vps55/Vps68 complex
Source: RefSeq, a predicted model, not a curated record
CGCAGUUACUGUCAAGCAUCGUUGAUCCAUUCGCUGCGGCCUCGAUGCAGACGAACCUUGCACGCUCUAUCGGGCCCUUGUAUCUUGUUUGAAGCCGGACUUGCUUCAAGGUACUUUCGUUGCAACGCGAUACCUUCAGCCCUUCACUACAUACUACCCGCAGCUCCUGGACCGAGCAAUAGGUCCUCAUCUUUGCAGUCAUGACAGCAGGUCUCAAGACCAUUAUCGGUCUUUCUUUUAUCCUCGCAAUCGGGUUCCUUCUUGUCAUCCUUUCCUCGGCCAUCUGGCACAACUUCCUUCCGUUGACUGUCGUUGCGACUUAUGUUGUUGCGCCUCUACCCAAUUGGAUCUGCGCUCGAUGUGCGAACCCAGACGACUUUAUCGACAACUCGGGCAACUCGGUGGCUGAUUUCGGGCGGUUCUUGACUGGAUUUUUGGUGCUGAUGGGUAUUGCUCUGCCCGCAGUACUGGCGCACAGCGGCGCGAUCGAGAUCCCUGCGAUGGUUAUGUCGAUUAUCGGCGGUCUGCUCAUUUACGGGACGAUAAUCAGCUUCUCGAUGUUUUUCCAGGAACAAGAAGAGUUCUGAAUGUGAUGCAAAUGCGUGAUGGAUUGGCCGCGUGGAUACCCUGUGCCAGGAGAUGUUUUUGCUCUCUUUCUUCGCUGAGAUACUCUGCCUCUUGCUACUAUAUUGAAGGAGUAUGACUAUUUGCGUUACGUUUCUGUUUUGGGUACGAUGGGACUGCUUCUGUUCAGUUGCUUUGUUGAUUUAAGCGUUUAUCUGAUAUUCUGGCGUGUACUAUAAGCACGAAUGAUGAGUGCUUGAAAGGUCUACAGGAACCUAACCUCUGAUCUGAAUU